CAGACUGGACAGACAUAAAGAAAUUUGCAUUGAAAGGGGAUACACUUUCAAUGGAUCCAAAAGGCAUAGCUAUGCCAGUGACAUAUGAUGCACAUGAUGCAAACCCAAAAUGGGAGAGAUUGGAUCGUGAAGUCGUCAGGGAUCUGAUGAAAGCCGUUCGUGAUAAUGGAUUGGGGUCUCCAUACUUCAAACAACUUUUGAAAGGGACAUUUAAUAUUUAUGAUUUAACACCAUUUGACCUCCGAUCUCUUGCAACCAUGAUCCUAAGCGACUCACAAUUAAUUCUCUGGGAAGCAAAAUGGAGAAAAAUUUUAAAUGAUUACAGAAUCAAAUACCAAGGUGGGGCAAAUGCAGGCUUCACAGUGGCACAAUUGGCCGGUGAUCCACCACUUGACAGUGCAGCUCGUCAAGCCAGCUUUCUUCCUCGAGAUGUUCUGACACACAUCAAAGAUGCAGCCAGAAAGGCAAUGGUGCAGAUUCCACCAGCAGGAGUCACAGAAAGUCUUUUUACAGAUGUAAAGCAAGGUCCUUCAGAACCCUUCGCUUCAUUCAUCGAUCGUCUCACACAAGCAGUGGACAGGCAAGUCAUUGAUGAGGGAGUGAAGUCACAUUUGAUCCGGUGUCUUCCAUUUGCAAAUGCCAAUCCAGAAUGCAAGCGAGUCAUCAGUGCAAUGCCAGGCCAACCCACCAUGGCAGAAAUUCUAGAGGCAUGCAGCAAGGUGGGGACACCACAGCACGUUGCAACAAUUUUAGGAGAUCAAGUGGAAAAAGCUGUCAAAGAAGCAUUUGCAAAUUUUCAACAAAGACAGUGUUACAAGUGUGGCAAACCAGGGCAUUUCAAGAAGGACUGCCCACAAAUUACAAACAAUGCAGACUCAUCAGAUCAUUGUUUGGCAUGCGGGAGAAGGAAACGUCGUCCUGCAAGAAACAAUGCAAGUGGAGGAACUCAGUCGGGAAACUCCAGGAGGAGCGCGGAUUGUCAACGCGCGACGACACAAGUGAUGGCGAUGACUCAAGAGCAAGCUCCGCAAGGGGGACAAUCAUCGGGGAACAGCAUUCUGACACCCUCAGCAGGACAAUUUGUAGGAUCCCCAGCGAUCCAGAGUUAUUACCACCCGGGGCGCAAUGCGAUUUGGCAACUUCCAAAGUGAUAUGUUUUUUGGAUGACAAUUAUGCAGUGAUACCCACUGGUGUCACUGGAUCCUCGUGGAAGAGGCAGGACUUUCUAAUUAUAGGUAAGGACAGAAGCAGUGUUUUGGGACUUGUUAUUUACCCUUCUGUCAUUUCAGCAGAUCGCAAUGAUGAGUUGACAGUUUUAGCGAAGCCUCAUCAGCCACCAUUGAUCAUUCCCCCGAACACCUCAAUUGCCAGGGCAAUUGCAUUGCCACCCCAUGCUGCAGAACAAGUCUUGCCAGUGCUCCGGGAACAAGAUCCUCCUUCAGGCAUAGGGGGGAACACCUUGUGUCUGCAGAGUGAAGAUGCGAUUGUUGUCUCGGGGCCAGGAGGUAAGACUGCAAUCAUUCACCCAUUUGUUGUGCAAAGACCCAUCACAGUAUGGGGAAGGGACAUUUUAGUGCAAUGGGGCGUGAGGUUGGAAGUGGAUUUUUAGUGGGGGUCACUGUGGCACUCACCACUUUGAAACUGACCUGGAAAACAGACAAUCCUGUCUGGGUGGAUCAGUGGCCCCUUGAGAGGAAAAAAUUGAGUGCUCUCAAAAACUUGGUCAGGGAACAAUUGGAAAAGGGACACAUUGUACCGACAAACAGUCCCUGAAAUUCCCCAGUUUUUGUCGUUCGCAAGAAAGCCCCUGGCUCAUGGAGAUUGCUUCAUGAUCUCAGAAAAAUCAAUGAGGUCAUUGAGGAAAUUGGACCA
Hirundo rustica (Barn swallow) is the source of this 1872-nucleotide messenger RNA. RefSeq lists its product as uncharacterized. NCBI's taxonomy places the organism in Eukaryota, Metazoa, Chordata, Aves, Passeriformes, Hirundinidae. The record is from RefSeq and is a predicted model, not a curated record. The transcript has 2 exons. Bases 650 to 1609 code for a protein of 319 amino acids. Gene Ontology annotation, molecular function: aspartic-type endopeptidase activity. Gene Ontology annotation, biological process: proteolysis.